GUUUAGCUGACGGAACUCCAACAUAGAACAGGAAGUUCUUCUACAUGACAGAGACGAUACAAGGGUGCAAAUAACAACAACUCACGCUGGGAGUACUUUCAAUUUUAAAUAUUAGGUAAUAUCAACGCUAUUUCUGUUUUGUUGUCAACGUAGAAAACUGAAUAUCCUAAUAGCUUGCGUUUGACUGCAAACCGUGCAUUGCUAGCACCGUAGCUGCUACAAAGUUGUAAACACAACAGUACAAGAGCAAAGAACAUUGGGCUAACUUCUGAAGAUUAAGUGGACAUAGACUAUAGCAUUCAUUAACAAAUUACUACAUCCAAUCCAAUGAUAUGUAGUUUUUAUCUAAGGGCAACCACCCCUGUUUAAAACCCUUAUCUUAGCAGUGCCUAAAAUAUAGGCUAUGGACAGACUAUGUUAAAGUAUGGCCAUUCACUCCUAAUCAGGGCUCCUACAAGAAAUAUGGCUCUCGCAGAACCCUGUGACAUUUGAUGGUGUUUGAACAUGUCUUCUUCUGAUGGAUUUUAUUCACCUCCCCCGUGGAAUGUUACGGAACACCCGACUGUGUCCUCAUCCGAUGUGCCGCUGCCCUGUCCUAGCGAACAGUCCAGCCAGUCUUCAGCAGCUGUGCAACAGGUGCCGAAGAGGAGCUGCUGUAAUGAAGCGACGGAAGAGUUUUCAAAUGAACAGCCAGUCACGGACACGCAACACGCUGUUCCCCCAUAUGCUCAUUUACAGCAAACAAAAACUGUAAUCCACCUAGCGCAGGACCCGGACACAGCUACCUGCGAUGGUGACCUAAGCUCACCAGUGCCCCCCACAGAGCAUUACUAUGCACCUAUAAGCUCGGACAACACCCCUUUGGAAUUACAUGAUGUACCAGCCUCAUGCAGUUUACCCAUGUGUCACAGCACAGUCAAAACAGUCAGUCUGGAACCCCCACAGCAGAUUUCUCUAGCAUUUGGGAACCGUACAGAGGAUGUAUUGGACCAUAGGGUGUUUUCAUCAUGUGUAAGCGAAGCUGGCACAAGUGGGAAAACAGUCCAACCUGUCCUGCAUGAACUGACUGCUGUUGGUGUAUCAGUUGAGGAAGGCCAGUUGUCUUGUGCUGGAGAUAGCUAUUUGGAGGUGGCCGUUCACAAUGUUAGUAAAACUACAAUGGUGGACUGCUUAAUGCCUUUCUCCGACAAGGAACCCCUUCCCGUGAGUGAAAUAAGAGAUCCAAACAUGGCAUGUCCACCCAGCGAACCUUUAACCAAGAAUGAGAUGCAAACAGACUGCCGUGUAACUUCAGAAGCCACAGACAACAGUGCCAAGGAAAAAACACACAGACACUUAACAGACACAGCUGCACUCAUCCCUGAGCAACAGUUGCUAACGCGUACCGACUCAGCCAAAGCAGGAGGAGCACUUGGCAGCCCGGAAAGCCCAAGUGCCUCCUGCUCAAUCCGUGCACCAGACAGCCCACAGCAGUGUUUCCCAGUGCUGCUACAGACAUCCGUCCCCACCCUCUUGCGUCCUCAGCCUAAUCAUGGUGACAUGCUGGAACAAGGGUUGACCGCUGCAGAGUCUGUGCAGAGUGACAAGACGGUGAGCAUUUCACCCGGCGAAGCAGUUGAGAGGGUGUCAAACAAAAAUGUGUGCUUCCAGCAGGUACAAGCAGCUGAUUGUUGUGCUCAAGAUACCCAUGAAGCUCCAUGUUCAUGGUCUUCCCAUGCGGAAAGUGAAUGUGGACCAGCGGAGUCAGAUAAGAUCACUGUGGUGUUAAAGAAUAUGCUGCCUUCAAGCAGGUCACCCUCCAGAUCUGGCGGUAUAUCAACACAGAUGGUUCUCAAAGGAUCUGGCACGAUCACAGAGAAGUUGGAAAGAAAUUCGACUGAAAAUGGGAUGGUGUUGAAUAGCGAGACGUCUGUGUUGUUGUCUGGUGUGCCUGGCGCAGAUAGGGCAGCCGUCCCACCUGGGCUGCGUGAGGAAACAGUCGCUGGCCCUCCUGAGGAGAAUGUGGCUCAGGGGCCUUGUCUGUCCUCUUCAGGAAAAAGCCCUCCGCAGGUGACGGUUCAGGGAGCUUUGGAAAACCAAACGUUACCACACUUGGAGAAAGAAAACACGCAACCACAUGCCUUCUCUGAAGGACCUGAUUUCCACAGGGCAUUGCCAGAUAUAGCACUGUUGACCAAUCAUAAGGAAGACGCUGUGGUAGCUUCAGGAACUGAGGCUACGAAUGGAGAAAAUCCAAACAGCAAGGAGAGCUCAAUUAGCCAUCAGCAAUACUCCCAGGUGAGCACGAGUUUACCUGCAUCAGAAGGAGUACCUUACAGCUUCAGAAGGAAAAGGCGGUGGGGCCCCAGUACCAUUCCUGUAACGUGCAGCCCAAAGCCACGCCAGCCAGCACAGCAGCAGUCAUCCAACCCUUCCUGUUCACCAGCAGGCAUUGGGGAGUCUGUAAUAACGGCCUCUAAUGCUAUCACAACUUUGCCUGCAGAAAUGAACACUGAGGACUCCAAUAGACACUGUGUUGAAAUUGUGUUUACUUCAACCGGAGAAGAUAUUGUGGAGACGUCACGGAAAAAUGUGUGCUCACAGCUCACAGAAAUGGUGUUCUGCGAUGCACAGGACACACACAAAUCAGCAGAACUGAACAGGGCCUGCCUGAAUAUUAAUUCUGAGACUUCAACAGACUGUCGGUUUGUGUCAGAACAAAAAGAUAAGAGUGCCAAAGACGAUGGCUCAAUAAGCCACCAGGAACACUUGCAGGUGAACACCAGUUUACCUGUGUCAGAAGGAGUACCUUACAGCUUCAGAAGGAAAAGGCGGUGGGGCCCCAGUACCAUUCCUGUAACGUGCAGCCCAAAGCAACGCCAGCCAGCACAGCAGCAGACAUCCAACCCCUCUUGUUCACCAGCGGAGGUUGGCCAUGAUGAGUGUGUGUUAAUGGCACACGUGGCUGGCCAAGACACAUUUGCAGUCAUGCCUGAUUCUGGACUAGACACAGUAGCUGUAACGCCGGUGCCAGAGGAAACGACUACAGCAGACUAUGUGGCAAACGGGGAUCACAGUGUGUUGACAUCAGCUGUGGAAGAUAUUGUGGAGGGAACGGAAAAGAACGGGUGUUCACAGUCUGCAGAAGCUGUGUUCUGUCCUUUAACCCCUCACAACAGUUCUAUUGAUUCACAUAGAGACUUGCACACACUAGCUGCCAAGCCCACAGACCCCAGUGCCACAGGUGACCCAAACUGCAAAGACAACUCGCAGAAGGGCCCACUCUCCCAGGUGAGCACGAGUUUACCUGUGUCAGAAGGAGUUCCUUACAGCUUCAGAAGGAAAAGGCGAUGGGGCCCCAGUACCAUUCCUGUAACGUGCAGCCCAAAGCCACGCCAGCCAGCACAGCAGCAGUCAUCCAACCCUUCCUGUUCACCAGCAGGCAUUGGGGAGUCUGUAAUAACGGCCUCUAAUGCUAUCACAACUGUGUUGACCUCUGAGGACCUGAAGACAUGCUGUGAUAAAACUGGGGAGACAUCAGAACAAAAAGAAUGCUCAGAACUUGCAUUUCACCAUGCACAGGAGACACACAAAUCAGCAGAACUGAACAGGGUCUGUCUGGAUGUCAAUUAUGGGACUUCCACAGACUGUCGGUUUGCUUCACAAGCAACAGAUUCGAAUGCCAAAGAUGACGGCUCAAUAAGCAACCAGGAACAAUCGCAGGUCAGCACGAGUUUACCUGUGUCAGAAGGAGUACCUUACAGCUUCAGAAGGAAAAGACGGUGGGGCCCUAGUACCAUUCCUGUAACGUGCAGCCCAAAGCAACAACAGCAGACAUCCAACACCCCAGAGGAAAACUCCAGCCUGGCUUCAACUGCCCAUGAUGUCCCUGUCAAGAAGAAGCGAGGGAGGCAGAGGAAGGGUGUACACCUUACCGACGUGGAUCAGAUGCCCGCUGUGAUGGGAGAGACUGAUGAGGGAGGUGACAGCGAUUCCCCUGUGGUCUGCAACAGUGCCAUGCCUCAGCACCACAAACCGAAGAGUCCAGGUGUCAGUCUGGCUUCAAAAUGCUGCCGUACCAAAAGAGCUGCAGUAACGGCAGAAACUGCCGUGGUGGCUGAAAUGGCAAGAGAAGCGACGAUUGCAUUGGGAGAUGACAUGACUGGCCAUGAGUGUAGCAGCUCUGUGUCUGCACAACCUCCUGCAUCUACGGAUCCUCCCCAGCCACUAGAGUUGCUGACCUCAUCUUCGCCGGACAGCUCACUCGAGCAGAUCCUGCAGGAUGAUCUGAUGCCCCUGACCCCUCUCUCUCUACCUGACGAGGAGGAAGAGGAGGACGGGGAAGAGCCAGAUGAAGAUGAAGAGCUCCCAAGCUUUCUGGAGAGGAAACCCUUCUGCGUCACCGAGGGCUUGUGUGUCUGGUGUAAAUUCCGGAAGUACCCUUGCUGGCCUGCUGUGGUGAAGAGUGUGAACCACAAGAACAAGAAAGCCAGCAUUGUGUUUAUUGAUGCCUUUUUGUUAGAUGAAAAUAGAGUCAGAAAAGGUCUCACAGUGUCCCUGAAGACAUUGAAACCCUUCAACUGUGAGGAUGCAGAGGAGCUUGCGAAGCAGGGAAGAGAGUUGUAUGGUGAUGCUGUCACAUGGUGUCUGGACCUCAUCUACGACUACAGAAUACGCAUUGGUUGCGGGUCUUUCUCCGGCUCCUUCAUAGAGUAUUUUGCGAACGACAUCAGUUCUCCACUAAGGAACAAGUAUGCUCAAGGAUCGUCUGAUCUCACCUUCCCCACAAUCGUGGAUGACCAGUGCGACAGCUCAUCGGAGGAGGAGAACGCAGCAGACCAUGUCGGCGAAUAUCCACACAAAAAACUGCUGCCAGACCGCUCUAAGGCUGCACGCCACCGAGCCAAUGAGAAGCUGGUGGACUUCAUUGUGAGGAAGCGGGGUGCAGAGAGGCGUCUCCUGGGUGUGAUCAGUGGGCGGGAGACGUCCAAGUGGCUGCGUGCACUUCAGAAGGCCAGUCGCUUCGUGGUGGACCCUUACCUGGAGGACGAGGAGCAGGUGGACAAGGUGUACCGCUACCUGGAUGAUCUCCUUAAGACCAGCCCCCAGACCAUGCCCUGCCUGGCCAGCCUGGAGAGGAUCCCCCUCAUCCUGGAUGUGCUGCUGCCAGAGGCUCUUAUCUGUGCCAUCGCUGGAGUGGAGGAAUUAACCUUGGAAAAGGCUGAAGAAAAAUACCAGAAAGGCCCCUGCAUUAGUAAACGGGAAAAGCAGGAGUUCAACAUGAAGAUUGAACAGCUCAUGAAAACCUUUAGUUUUUAGUUAGAUGAGUUCAGUCUAUGAAUUUGUAUCAGGUGUUGGGGGCGAGCAAGGUUUACUAAUGUUCCACGCUGAGAUCUGCUACUCUCCUUGCCAUCCUUUACACUGCCACCAAAGAUUUUCUUCGUAGAGUAAGAAGAUUCAAACUGCCCACCCAAUGAAAAGGAGUGUGCUCAAGUUCAGUCUCCUAAGGGGGCGUUGUCCUAGCCUGGUCAUGACCAUCCAAUAAUACUACCAUUUCAUUUCGUAUUCAUGGGGUGCAUCCCAAUAUGUGACCUUGCCUCCUCCACUUGUGCUUGUCUCCUCGUCCCGCCUCCUGGCCCCUCCUCCGUGGAGAAAACGAUAAAGUUUCCCAGCUGUCAGCCUCGCCACAACAACUUUUGAGGGACUGUUUUUCAUUCACCAUCCCAAUUGCAAAUGAUAAAAAGACUUUACAAUUGAGCUUUUGCAAGAUAUUGAAAUAUAAUGCUGUUGUCAGUGAUGUCAUCAUGACGGGAAGCAAGUGGAGGAGGCAAGGUCACAUAUUAAAAUGCACUCAUGGUCUGGAGGUUGUUUGAUCUGACGCGAUAGCAGGAAGCGGGAAGAACAUUUUCUGAAAAAUUAGGAUAAGUUGUUGAACAAACAUGUCUGACGUCUAUCUUUGGCGAUGUAGGACCGUUUAACAAACAUGUCUGACAGAACAUCCUACCGUAGAAAACGGGUAAUGAGGUAGUGCGGAGCCAAGUCCCUUGACAGAUGUAUGUAGGAUAGUGCGCGAGGCUAGCGUUGUCCCCUCCUCCUUCUUCUCUUUCUGUGGCAUUUGGUGACGACUUGCAUAAGAUGUGCGCUAGCCUACCGCCAUCUCAACCUAAAGCCUCCAAAGGUCUCCUUAUUGCAGGUCUCCUACAGGGGCGUUCACAUGACAUCACAUGGAUCCAGGAUUACACAGGCUUGAAUCAUCUUACUCUACUCUCUUUGCUGGCACGUCCACAGCCUGUGCAGGGCGAGAGAAUGUAUGGCUACAAGGGGGGUGUUCCUUCACGUGUCAUAUACUUACAUGUUUUAUAUUAAAAUGGAUGUUUAAUUUCACAAGUAUUUACCUAAAGUUUCAAUUUAAUUAAACUGUGGUGUUGUUCAAUAUCUGUUGUCCAAUACCUGGAUUUUACUGGAAAGGAGAGGCUGGAGCACACUGCAGCUUAGUUUUCAAGACUUUAUUUUGUGCACACAGAGAUGUCUGUCCCACUGUGAUGCACCUGCAAGUGAGGGAUGACGUGUAGAGUCCCAAUUCUACCUGGAUUUUACUGACUGCUUAUUUUUCUUUGAAGCAACAAAGACAGUGGAAUGCCUGUUGAGCCAUCUGGAGACUUAACAGGAGAAAACAAAAAGAUUUGCUCAUCUCCAAAAGUCACACAUUGAAAACCCUUUUAUGAUCAUUCAUUUAGGAAUAGAUCCCCCCCCCCAUGUUUUUCAGUAUGUAAUCAAAAUUAAAAUUGCUCCCUAAGGCAGUGUUUUUCAACAUCAUGUGGGGUCACCUGGAAUUCAAAUGGGGUCGGCUGAAAUGUCUCAAAGUUUGUGAAAGAAACAAUACUGCUAACUAGAAACGCACUCAGAGAGUGCAGACCUUCGCCAAGAAGCUAUUUGAUAGAACAUUUGACUAUGUUACACCCUAUUUUUUUCAAGCCUAUACCUAGUCUAUAGUCUAUACUUGUUUUUGUGGAGCUACAAAAUGAAAUGUUCCUUGUUCCUUUUGUCAUUUCCAACUCCACAAAGUUUCAUCAAAAUCCGUUCAUAACUUUUUGAGUGAUCUCACUGACAGUCAAACAGACAAACCAACACCACCGAAAACAUAACCUCCUUGGCCGAGGUAAUGACUAUUACUGAAAAUUAUAACAAAACUAUUCAAUAUUCUCUUUUGAAAUGCCAUUUACAAUCUUAGAGUGCCAUAAAUAUAUAUAGGUUUGAUACCCUACGACUUAUGUAGCUCAGACAUGUUUUUAUUUUUGUUAUGAAAAAAUGUGUAUGGGUUCCCCAGAAAUUUGGGAUGUCAAAAUGGGGUCCCAUGGCAAAAAAGACCAUUCCACAGCCCUAAGGAAACAGAGGUCUUUGAUAUUACCUCGGUAAGACCCAUUGCACAAUGUCCCAUAUAUUAGCAUAUACACAUUUACACAUAUCUUAUAUGUAGCCUUUAUUGCCAAGGUUGGGAACAUGAAAAAAAGAAUAAACUAAGUUGAAAA
Molecule: messenger RNA, 7508 nt
Organism: Engraulis encrasicolus (European anchovy)
Lineage: Eukaryota; Metazoa; Chordata; Actinopteri; Clupeiformes; Engraulidae
Exons: 12
Coding region: 505-5298 (1597 amino acids)
Source: RefSeq, a predicted model, not a curated record